AUGGCAGAUGACUUGGCGAAUCUCUGCCGAUUUCUCUUCGACGAGACCGGCCUCUCCUCGUUGUCGUCUUCGGCAUCUUCAGAUCUCUUUUCUCAACGUAUACGCUCCGAUGAUUCGAUCAAGCGUGGUCUCCGCUAUUUCUAUCUCCUCCUCCGCUGGGGAAUCGCUCCGAUCACUGACUCCUCCGGCAAGCUACGGUUUCAGACCUGGUCCGAUUCGCAGGUUCAAGCCCUUGUUUCCAUAUCCCAGGCGAUCCUUCUACUAUCGCGAUCUCUAUUAGUGGACCAUGUCGAACCAAUAGUUUUGGGAGUCAUCCAGGAGGUGAUGGAAUUCUCUCUCAGCUUCUUGGAGAAGUCAAAAUUUAAACAAAAUGAUCUGAAAAUGGAGGUAUACAUGGAACAACUUUUGGAGAUUGCUUGUUCUGAUGGAAGUGAAAAGCAAUAUGAUAUACUGGCAGCUGUCUCUCCCGCUGAAGCUGCACAAAUGUGGCCAACAUUUUCUGCCGAGCAUGAUAAUAUGGAACUCUAUAGUCUUGUGAAAUGUACUUUUCAAGGGGGCAGGUGCUCAAAUGAAGAGAAGCCAGUUGACCGGCUUCUUAUUACGCUGAUGUCUGAAUGCAUCGAACCUGAUGUCCAGACUCAGUCAGUAGUCAAGCCCUCUUUUCAGCAGGACUCUGGAAACUUGAAUCCCUUGACUCGACACCUGGCAGUUGUUCACCUUGGCUGUGUUUGUCGUCUGAUUAUGGUCUGCAAAGAGCUUGUUCAACUGCCAAAUGUGUUAGAUGAGAAGAUGGUUGAUCAAGCUUUCCUUGAUAAACUGUCCUUCUGCUUAAGAAUUCUGAAGCUGCUUGGUAGUCUUUCCAAAGAUGUUCAGAGUAUAGAAAACGAUGGGUCAUUGUUACAAGCAGUAGCUUCAUUUGCAGAUGCUUUUCGUAAGCUGUUUGGGGUUUUCUUUGAAUUCACUAACCACACUGCUACAGAGGGUAAUAUUGAGAGUCUUUCUCUAGCGGUGGCGGAAGGAUUUCUUAGUCUUGUCCAACUCAUUUUUGGCAAGAGCAGUGUUUUUCAGAAUGUCCAGGCAUGUGUAUCAGCUUCUAUUGUGAACAAUCUAGAUGCCUCAGUGUGGAGAUAUGAUGGUUCCUCUUGUAAUUUGAUACCUCCCCUUGCUUACUUCCCUCGGUCUGUCAUCUACACAUUGAGACUCAUUCAAGAUCUCAAGCGGCAACCAUACCAUAUCCAAGAUCUGAGGGCUUUAGAGUCAGAAGAUGACACUGAAAAAUCCUCUGUUGAUUCUGUUUAUUUCCAUCUGGGCCAGGAAAAGAUCCCGUUGCUCAAGUGCUUCACGGUCGAGGAUAUAAUGAGAGUGAUAUUUCCUUCAUCAAGUCAGUGGGUGGACAACUUCUUUCAUCUUGUUUGUUUCCUUCAUCGUGAAGGCGUAAAAUUACGACCAAAAGUGGAGAGAACAUAUUCCAGUUUAAGAUCAAACAGUUUUGCGGAAGUUGAAAGCCAAAUUUCUCAUGACGAUGAAGCCCUGUUUGGGAACUUGUUUUCUGAGGGUAGCCGUUCACUGUGUUCCAUGGAACCAAACGAUCAACCACCCGCUGCUGUCAGCAGCAAUUUACCAUUGCAAGCUGCAAAGGAAUUGUUGAACUUUCUUAGAACGUGCAUUUUUUGUCAAGAAUGGGUUCCUAGCAUAUACGAAGAUGGAUGUAAAAAGCUUGACACUUCACACAUUGAUAUCCUGCUCAAUGUUGUAGGAUGUAGUAUUGAAGACAAGGCUUCGGAUAGUGGUUGCAUGCUUCAAGAUGAAGGAAAACCUGAAAAUGUUGCCUUUGAACUGUUACUCUAUCUCUUGAGGAGUCGUGCCUUGUCUGAUUCUCUUGAGUCCCACCUUUUUCAGAAAAUUCUUGCUGUUGAAAAUGGUGACUUCAACUAUAAUGAUAAGACUCUGGCGCUGUUGGCUCACACUCUUCUCUGUAGGGCAGGCUUGGCUGGGGCACAGUUGAGAGCCAAAAUUUAUGAUGGCUUCGUUAGUUUUAUUUUCGAGAGAGCGAAAGGAUUAUGUGCUGAAGGUUUGAGUCUCAAGGAGUUGACUGCGUGUCUUCCCUCUGCUUUCCAUAUUGAGAUUCUUCUUAUGGCUUUCCAUUUAUCAAAUGAAUCAGAAAAGGCUAAAUUCUCAAGUCUAAUUGCCUCCUGUCUGCAUAAAGUUGAUACCCCAUCCGGAAUAUGUGAAGGUCCUCAGCUCUCCUCCUGGGCAAUGCUGAUUUCUAGGUUGUUAGUGCUAUUGCACCAUAUGUUGUUGCAUCCAAACACAUGCCCAACAUCACUAAUGUUAGAUCUAAGGUCUAAACUGAGGGAAGUUCGUAGCUGUGGAAGUAAUUUGCUUGUAACCAUUGGUGAUCAUUUAUCUUCCUGGGCUUCUCUUGUAGCAAGGGGCAUAACUGAUUCAUGGGCUGAAGAGGAGUCUGUCAACCAUCUGAUGAGUCAAAUGAUUGACUUUUCCCCACAUCCUCCUACAUUUCAGAUUGACGUGUCUGCUGCCAAAGCCUUAAACUUGGAUUAUGGAGAUUUAUCUGCAAGUUUGUCCCGGGUUUUGGGGUUGUGGAAGGGGAAAAAGGCAGGAAAAAUGGAAGACCUGAUAGUGGAAAGAUACAUCUUCAUACUUUCGUUGGAUAUUGCUCGUAUUAACUUUUCAUUGGAUAGUCAGCCUUCGUUGCAUGUUAAUUACCAGAAUGUGGACAUAUCCAGCACUGUGGAUCUCGUCUGUACCAGUCAUUUGCUUAUAGGCGACUCCAAUGUUGUUGCUAAGAAUAUCGAGUUGAGUAAGAUUUUGAUCAGUGUUUUAAAUCAGCUCCAUUCAGCACCUGAGCAUGUAAUUGAGGAUUUGGGUUGGGAUUUUAUCCGCGAAGGAUCUUGGCUCUCUCUUCUGUUGUAUUUUCUGAAUGGUGGCGUCUGGGGUUAUUGCAAGAAAAAAGCAUGUUCAGAAAUUGAUCCCUUCUGGAGGGAGUGCACAUCUGUUGACGCUAAGUAUAUUGCUGCUGCAGAAGGCGUACUCUCUUGCUUGAUGGAGACCGGUGACAUUGCAGAAUUGCUGAGAAUGCUUUCAUCAUUGGUUAGCAAAUAUUUACGGGUGUAUAAGAAAGCUUUCCUUGCAACUUUCAGUACUUGGAAUCAUCAUGGUCAUAGUUCGGCAUCUCUGCUACUUCUCAAGCAUACUCAAUUUGGUAAAAGUCUCCAAGCUGAAUAUGCAAAGAUUGGUGACAAUCCACUCUAUCUUCAAUGCAUUUUUUAUCUCUCAAAAGUGGAUGCUCUGGGUGAUGGAAGAGGUUCGGGUGUUUUAUGGAAAGUGUUUUGGGAAUUUAUGGUACAUGGGUUUCCCACUAGUCUUCAAACUUCUAGUGCAAUUCUUCUUUCAUGUAUUCUAAGCAUAAGAUGCAUUGUGCUGACGAUAGAUGGUUUACUCAAGCUGGGCAACUCCAAGGAAAAUUUUGGGGCAGAUUCUCGUGUGCUUCAUCAGAUACUGAACUCGAUCAUGAUUAUUAAGUUUGAUCAGGUAUUUGAAAGCUUUCAUGGGAAAUGUGAGGAGAUCCAUCAAAAUAUAUGUGCCGUGCUGGAGCUUCCUGAUUUGACGGAGUUGUUCCUGAUGAAAGACAUGGAGGGGUUUGUAAGAGAUAUUAGUGCUGAGCAGAUAGACAGAAGCAUUGUACUUGAAGGGGUGAUCACGAAGAUUGUAGAUGUGAUGGACAGCCUAAUCAAGGAUUCUUCAAAAUCUAGUAUUUUCAAAUUCUAUCUUGGUGUAGAUGCAGUCUCUGAGCAUAGCAGCGAAUUAAUUCAGUUGCAACGUGGAGAUCUGUCUGUUUUUAUUGACUCAUUGGAUUACUGUUCCUUGGAGCCAGUAAAUGUAAAAGUACUCAACUUCCUUGUUGACCUCUUGUCUGUGGCUCUAUCCCCCGAUCUCAAAAGAAGAGUACAGCAAAAGUUUAUUGACAUGGAUUUGAUAACUUUGUGUGGGUGGCUGGAGAGAAGACUGUUGGGUUCUUUCAUCGAUGAAAUGGAUGGGAAAAAGUCUGCAAAAGGAAAUUCUCUUUCUUUCAGAGAGGCAGCAAUGAAUUUUGUCAACUGUCUAGUCUCAUCUACUAACGACCUACAGACCAGAGAGUUACAGAGUCAUUUAUUUGAGGCAAUGCUGAUUUCCCUCGAUACCGCAUUUCUCUCAUUUGAUAUCCACACGGCUAUGUCAUACUUUCAUUUUGUACUUCAACUUGCAAGGGAAGAGAACCUGAUGAAGAUGGUUUUAAAGAGAACCAUAAUGCUGAUGGAGAAGCUUGCUGCCGAUGAGAAGUUGCUUCCUGGUUUAAAGUUCCUUUUUGGUGUGAUAGGCACCUUGUUGAGCAACCGCUCUCCAAGUCACGGAGAGAGUCCGCGUGGAAAGUCCUUGGUGAGCAAUAAGAACACUGCAACAGGUCCUUUGGUCCCAAAACUUCCAGGAACAGCAAAAAAAUCUGAAACGUUGGCUAUCCCUAUAGAUCAGGAAGGAAGCUCAAUAUCACUUGAAUGCGAUGUUACUUCUGUUGAUGAAGAUGAAGAUGAUGGAACAUCUGAUGGUGAAAUGGCCAGCUUAGACAAGGAAGAUGAAGAAGAUGCCAACAGUGAGAGGUAUCUUGCCUCAAAAGUCUGCACUUUUACUUCCAGUGGCAGUAAUUUCAUGGAACAACACUGGUAUUUUUGUUACACCUGUGACCUUACUGUGUCCAAAGGUUGCUGUUCUGUUUGCGCAAAAGUCUGCCACCGGGGUCACCGUGUUGUUUAUUCACGAUCUAGUCGAUUUUUCUGCGACUGUGGAGCGGGAGGUGUUAGGGGAAGUAGCUGCCAGUGCUUGAAGCCGCGCAAAUUCACUGGCACUGGAAAUGCUCCAGCUCGUGGUACAAAUAAUUUCCAAUCCUUUUUACCCUUGUCUGAGGAUGUGGAUCAGCUUGCAGAAAGUGAUUCAGAUGUGGAAGAAGAUGGUUUUGGGGAGGACAAUCACGUGGUCUUAUCUAUCCCUAAGGAAAUUCAGUUUAAGAUGUCACUGCUACUAGAAGAGCUCUGCAUAGAGGACCGAGUGAUGGAGCUUUUCUCGUCUUUGCUUCCGUCUAUCACUAGCAAAAGAGACUCUGGGCUUUCGAAAGAUAAGCAGAUUCAUCUUGGGAAAGACAAGAUUCUUUCAUUUGACACAGAUCUUUUGCAGCUGAAAAAAGCAUAUAAAAGUGGGUCCCUUGACUUGAAAAUAAAGUCUGACUAUGCUAAUUCAAAGGACCUUAAAUCUCUUUUAGCCAAUGGUUCCCUUGUCAAGUCUCUCCUGAGUGUUAGUGUUCGGGGUCGCCUAGCAGUUGGAGAAGGUGAUAAAGUUGCGAUAUUUGAUGUUGGACAGCUGAUAGGACAAGCCACAAUUGCACCCAUAAAUGCAGACAAGGCCAAUGUUAAACCGCUUUCCAGGAAUAUUGUUCGUUUUGAGAUUGUGCAUCUUUCUUUCAACUCAGUUGUGGAGAAUUAUCUUGCUGUCGCAGGCCUUGAAGAUUGUCAGGUACUUACUUUGAACCAUCGAGGUGAAGUCAUUGACAGGCUUGCUGUUGAGCUUGCCCUGCAGGGUGCAUACAUCAGGCGUAUAGACUGGGUUCCUGGUUCACAGGUUCAGUUAAUGGUCGUCACAAACAAAUUUGUAAAGAUUUAUGAUCUAUCCCAGGAUAGCAUCAGUCCAACACAAUACUUCACCUUGCCAAAUGACAUGAUUGUGGAUUCUGCCCUCUUUGUUGCUGCUCGUGGGAGGGUUUUCCUUCUUGUUCUUUCAGAACAAGGGAUUUUGUAUCGGUUUGAACUAGCUCGGGGCGGAAAUGCAGGGGCAACACCACUUAAGGAAAUCGUUCAGAUUAUGGGAAAGGAUGUUACCGGAAAGGGUUCAUCUGUCUAUUUCUCUCCUACAUAUCGACUGCUUUUCAUAUCCUAUCAUGAUGGAAGUUCUUUUGUGGGUCGACUCAGCUCAGAUGCAACAUCCUUAACUGAGACAUCUGGCUUGUUUGAGAAGGAAUCAGAUUGUAAACAAAGGGUCGCUGGACUGCAUCGUUGGAAAGAGUUGUUGGGUGGCAGUGGGUUAUUUAUUUGCUUCUCGAGCAUGAAGUUAAACGCUGCCUUAGCUGUGUCCCUGAGGGGGGAUGUGGUAUGUGCACAGAAUCUCCGUCAUCCAACAGGAUCAUCUUCCCCUAUGGUCGGAAUAACCGCAUACAAACCUUUGUCAAAAGACAAUGUUCACUGUCUUGUUCUGCAUGAUGAUGGCAGCCUUCAGAUUUAUUCUCAUGUUCGCAGUGGAGUUGAUGCUGACUCAAAUUUCACAGCUGAAAAGGUUAAAAAGUUGGGUUCAAAGAUACUUAACAACAAAGCUUAUGAUGGUGCAAUGCCGGAGUUUCCCCUGGAUUUCUUUGAGAAGGCAUUUUGCAUUACAGCAGAUGUGAGGCUCGGUAGUGAUGCUAUUAGAAAUGGUGAUUCCGAGGGUGCGAAACAGAGCUUGGCAUCUGAGGAUGGCUUUAUUGAGAGCCCCAGUCCCAUGGGCUUCAAGAUAUCAGUCUCCAAUCCAAACCCUGACAUUGUUAUGGUUGGCAUCCGGAUGCAUGUGGGCACUUCAUCAUCAAGCUCCAUCCCUUCAGAAGUGACCAUUUUUCAGAGAUCGAUUAAGAUGGAUGAGGGAAUGAGAUGCUGGUAUGACAUCCCAUUUACAGUGGCCGAGUCACUUCUAGCUGAUGAAGAUGUUGUAAUCUCUGUGGGGCCAACCACUAGUGGGACUGCAUUGCCAAGAAUAGACUCGCUUGAAGUAUAUGGUCGAGCUAAAGAUGAAUUUGGCUGGAAAGAGAAAAUGGAUGCGGUGCUAGAUAUGGAAGCUCGUGUGCUUGGUCAUGGUUUGCUUCUUCCAGGCUCUAGUAGAAAGAGAGCGUUGACACAGUCUGCUUCUAUUGAGGAGCAAGUUAUAGCUGAUGGUCUUAAGCUCCUAUCGAUCUUUUAUUCAGUUUGUAGGCCACAGCAAGAAGUGGAACUUAGCGAACUCAAAUGCAAACAGCUGCUGGAGACAAUUUUCGAAAGUGAUAGGGAAACACUUUUACAAACUGCAGCUUGCCGUGUUUUGCAGUCUAUCUUUCCAAGGAAGGAGAUAUACUACCAGAUCAAAGACACCAUGCGACUUCUUGGAGUAGUCAAGGUCAGCUCGAUUCUUUCUUCAAGGUUGGGCAUUUCUACUACUGGAGGUUCGGUUGUUGAAGAGUUUAAUGCUCAGAUGCGGGCGGUAUCUAAAAUAGCUUUGACCCGUAAAUCAAAUUUCUCCGUCUUUCUGGAGAUGAAUGGUUCUGAAGUAGUGGAUAAUCUGAUGCAAGUGCUAUGGGGAAUUUUAGAGUCGGAGCCACUUGAUACACCAACUAUGAACAAUGUCGUGAUGUCCUCCGUUGAACUAAUCUACAGCUAUGCGGAGUGCUUGGCCUCUCAAGGAAAGGAUUCAGGGGUUCACACUGUAGCUCCUGCUGUUCAGUUGCUGAAAGCACUUAUAUUAUUUCCGAACGAGUCUGUGCAAACUUCCAGCAGCCUAGCCAUAUCAUCAAGAUUACUUCAGGUUCCUUUCCCAAAGCAAACAAUGUUGACAACAGAUGAUUUGGUGGACAAUGUUACGACUCCAUCGGUGCCUAUCAGAGCAGCUGGUGGAAAUACGCAUGUCAUGAUUGAGGAGGACUCUAUAACGUCAUCUGUUCAAUACUGCUGUGAUGGCUGCUCCACCGUCCCUAUACUGAGAAGAAGGUGGCAUUGCACAGUUUGUCCAGAUUUUGAUUUAUGUGAGGCAUGCUAUGAAGUGUUAGAUGCAGAUCGUCUACCACCACCACACACUCGAGAUCAUCCCAUGACAGCAAUUCCAAUAGAAGUGGAAACACUUGGUGCAGACACCAAUGAGAUUCAGUACUCUGCGGAUGAAGUGUUGCCGGUGAUAACCAAUAGCGUCACACAAGCGUCAACUCCCUCGAUCCAUGUCUUGGAACCUGGUGAAUCGGCUGACUUUUCUGCCUCAGUGACCGAUCCUGUCUCUAUCUCAGCUUCUAAGCGUGCCGUAAAUUCUUUGAUACUCGCCGAGUUUCUCCAAGAAUUGAGUGGAUGGAUGGAGACAGCAUCAGGUGUUCAAGCUAUACCUGUCAUGCAAUUAUUCUACAGAUUAUCAUCCGCCAUUGGUGGAGCCUUCAUGGAUAGCUCAAAGCCCGAAGAAAUAAGCUUGGAAAAGUUAGUUAAAUGGCUUUUGGGUGAAAUUAAUCUUAGCAAGCCGUUUGCUGCUUCAACUCGCUCUUCCUUUGGUGAAAUAGUGAUUCUUGUGUUUAUGUUUUUCACCUUGAUGCUUCGGAGUUGGCACCAGCCUGGGGGAGAUGGUAGUACUUCCAGAUCAGGAGGUAGUACAGACGUACAUGAUCGGAGGAGUGUCCAGAACUCCACGGUAGUUACUUCCCAGUCUUCUUUAGAUGUUCAAGAGAGAGAUGACUUUGCGUCUCAGCUAGUUCGAGCGUGCAGUUGCCUCAGGAACCAAGAGUUUGUUAAUUAUCUAAUGAACAUACUUCAGCAGCUUGUGCAUGUGUUUAAGUCCCGUGCUGCCAAUGUUGAAGCACGUGGAUCAGGCUCUGGUUCGGGUUGUGGAGCCAUGCUCACAGUCAGAAGAGAUUUACCUGCGGGUAACUAUUCCCCCUUCUUCUCGGAUUCAUAUGCGAAAGCCCAUCGUGCAGAUAUAUUUGUGGACUAUCACAGGCUGCUACUUGAGAAUGUGUUCCGCUUAGUUUAUACCUUGGUUAGACCUGAAAAACAAGAGAAAAUGGGGGAAAAAGAAAAGAUAUACAGGAAUGCUUCUUCUAAAGAUUUGAAGCUGGACGAUUUCCAGGAUGUUCUGUGCAGCUAUAUUAAUAACCCUCAUACGGCUUUUGUUAGGAGAUAUGCUAGAAGGCUGUUUUUGCAUCUUUGCGGAAGCAAAACUCAGUACUACAGUGUCCGAGAUUCAUGGCAGUUUUCCAAUGAAGUGAAAAGCCUUUACAAGCAUGUUGAAAAGUCUGGUGGUUUUGAAAAUAAUGUUUCAUAUGAAAGGAGUGUAAAAAUUGUGAAGUCGCUUUCUACAAUUGCUGAAGUUGCUUUGGCGCGGCCUCGGAACUGGCAGAAGUACUGUCUCAGGCAUGGAGAUUUUCUGUCUUUCCUACUAAAUGGCGUAUUCCAUUUUGCUGAAGAGUCUGUUAUCCAGACACUUAAACUCCUCAAUUUGGCCUUUUAUCAAGGAAAAGAUGUGAGCAGCUCAGUGCAGAAAGCUGAAGCAAGUGAUGUAGUGACAGGCUCAAACCGAUCAGGAUCUCAGUCUGUAGAUUCAAAAAAGAAGAAAAAAGGUGAAGAUGGGCAUGAUCCCGGUUUGGACAAAUCAUACGUGGAUAUGGAAGCGGUUGUAGAAAUCUUCAGUGCCAAGGGCGGUGAUCUCUUGAGGCAGUUUAUUGAUUUCUUUCUGCUGGAAUGGAAUUCCAGCUUUGUGCGUACCGAAGCAAAGUCUGUUAUUUAUGGCUUGUGGCAUCAUGGAAGGCACUCAUUCAAAGAAAGUCUGUUAGCAGCUCUUCUACAGAAGGUUAGAUAUCUGCCAGCAUAUGGUCAGAAUAUUGUUGAGUACACAGAACUUGUCUCCUUGUUGCUCGGCAAGGCUCCAGAAAACAACUCAAAGCAAGCAAUUAACGAACUUGUGGAUCGUUGCCUGAACCCCGAUGUGAUAAGGUGUAUUUUUGAGACGCUGCAUUCUCAGAACGAACUCAUUGCCAAUCAUCCAAAUUCCCGUAUAUACAGCACUCUGAGUAAUCUUGUGGAAUUUGAUGGUUAUUAUCUUGAGAGCGAGCCUUGUGUUGCAUGCAGUUCUCCUGAUGUGCCAUAUAGCAAGAUGAAGCUUGAAAGUUUGAAAUCCGAGACAAAGUUUACCGAUAACCGCAUCAUUGUGAAAUGUACUGGGAGUUACACGAUACAGUCUGUGACCAUGAAUGUUCAUGAUGCACGAAAGUCAAAGUCGGUGAAGGUCCUAAACUUGUAUUACAACAACCGCCCUGUCUCGGAUUUAUCAGAGCUUAAAAACAACUGGUCACUGUGGAAGCGAGCCAAGAGUUGUCAUCUAUCUUUCAACCAAACUGAACUGAAGGUGGAAUUUCCUAUUCCUAUUACUGCUUGCAACUUCAUGAUCGAGUUGGAUUCCUUCUAUGAGAAUCUUCAGGCGUUAUCUCUUGAACCAUUGCAAUGCCCUCGAUGCAGUCGACCUGUUACUGAUAAACAUGGUAUUUGCAGCAACUGCCAUGAGAAUGCUUAUCAGUGCAGGCAAUGCCGCAACAUUAACUAUGAAAAUUUGGAUUCUUUCCUUUGCAACGAGUGUGGCUAUAGCAAGUAUGGGAGGUUUGAGUUUAACUUUAUGGCAAAACAAAGCUUCAUAUUUGAUAAUAUGGAAAAUGAUGAAGAUAUGAAGAAGGGAUUGGCUGCUAUAGAGUCUGAGUCUGAAAAUGCUCACAGGAGAUAUCAGCAACUCUUAGGCUUUAAGAAGCCGCUUUUGAAGAUAGUAUCAAGCAUUGGUGAAUCUGAAAUGGAUUCACAGCACAAGGACACUGUCCAGCAAAUGAUGGCGUCUUUACCUGGUCCCUCGUGCAAGAUAAACCGCAAAAUCGCACUGUUGGGUGUACUGUAUGGUGAGAAAUGCAAAGCUGCUUUUGAUUCUGUCAGUAAAAGUGUUCAAACACUGCAGGGCCUUCGCCGAGUUUUGAUGAGUUACCUCCAUCAGAAAAAUUCAAAUUUUUCAUCAGGUGCCUCAAGAUGUGUGGUCUCGAAGACCCCAAACAAUUGUUAUGGUUGUGCCACUACGUUUGUCACUCAAUGUCUUGAGAUUCUUCAGAUGUUGUCAAAGCAUCCAAGAUCUAGGAAACAACUUGUUGCAGCUGGUAUCUUGUCCGAGCUGUUUGAAAACAAUAUUCACCAAGGUCCUAAAACAGCCCGUGCUCAAGCUAGGGCCGCUCUUUCUACUUUCUCGGAGGGUGACCUGAAUGCAGUGAAUGAGUUAAAUAAUCUGGUACAGAAGAAAAUUACGUAUUGCCUUGAACACCAUCGUUCCAUGGACAUUGCACUCGCCACUCGUGAAGAGAUGCUGUUGCUUUCAGAAGUAUGCUCUCUCACUGAUGAAUUUUGGGAGUCAAGGCUGCGCCUUGUUUUUCAGCUACUAUUUUCUUCCAUUAAAUUGGGGGCUAAACAUCCAGCGAUAUCAGAGCAUAUAAUUCUUCCUUGCCUUAAGAUUAUUUCUGUGGCAUGUACACCUCCAAAACCAGAUACAGCAGAGAAAGGGCUAACGAUGGGAAAAUCUGCUCCUGCAGUGCAAGAAAAGGAUGAGAAUGCUGCCGGCAUCUUAAAGUAUUCGUCAGAAACCGAAGAGAAUAACUCGGACAUAUCUCAGAAGACGCGAGAUAUUCAGCUUGUGAGUUAUUUGGAAUGGGAGAAAGGGGCAUCAUAUCUCGACUUUGUGAGGCGGCAAUACAAAGCUUCUCUGUCAAUUAGAGGUUCUAGCCAAAAGUCCAGAACCCACAGAUCAGAUUUCUUGGCACUUAAAUAUACACUUAGGUGGAAGCGACGCUCUAGCAGGGCAUCUAAAGGUGGUUUACAGGCAUUUGAGCUCGGGUCUUGGGUCUCAGAGCUUAUUCUUAGUGCAUGUUCUCAAUCUAUCAGGUCAGAGAUGUGCACACUGAUUAGUUUACUCUCUGCCCAAAGCUCACCUAGGCGCUACAGGCUGAUCAAUUUGCUGAUAGGCUUGCUUCCCGCUACGCUUGCAGCGGGUGAAAGCAGCGCAGAAUACUUUGAACUACUCUUCAAAAUGAUAGAAACACAAGAUUCUCUUCUGUUCUUAACUGUUCGGGGUUGUCUGACGACGAUCUGUAAACUGAUCUCCCAAGAGGUGGGAAACAUUGAAUCUCUAGAAAGGAGUCUUCAGAUAGACAUUUCACAGGGAUUUACCCUCCACAAGCUCUUAGAACUCCUUGGGAAGUUCUUAGAGGUUCCAAAUAUUCGAUCCAGAUUCAUGAGGGACAAUCUGCUGUUUCAUGUUCUGGAGGCCCUCAUUGUUAUCCGUGGCUUGAUAGUCCAAAAGACGAAGCUUAUAAAUGAUUGCAACAGACUCCUAAAAGAUCUUCUUGACGGCCUUCUGCUUGAAAGCAGUGAAAACAAACGACAGUUCAUCCGUGCUUGUGUUUCCGGACUGCAAACCCAUGGAGAGGAGAAAAAAGGACGUACCUGUUUGUUUAUUCUUGAGCAGCUUUGUAAUUUGAUCUGCCCAUCAAAACCCGAGGCUGUGUAUAUGCUGAUUUUGAACAAGUCACACACACAGGAAGAGUUUAUCCGGGGAUCAAUGACGAAAAAUCCGUAUUCAAGUGCUGAGAUUGGCCCACUGAUGAGGGAUGUUAAAAACAAGAUUUGUCAGCAGUUGGACCUCUUAGGUCUACUGGAAGAUGACUAUGGCAUGGAGUUGCUUGUAGCAGGAAACAUUAUUUCACUAGACCUGAGCAUAGCACAAGUUUAUGAGCUGGUUUGGAAGAAAUCAAAUCAGUCUUCUACAUCACUGACCACCGCAUUGUACGCUUCAAAUGGAGCUCCCAGCAGGGAUUGUCCUCCCAUGACUGUGACAUACAGACUUCAGGGGUUAGAUGGUGAAGCUACUGAGCCUAUGAUCAAGGAAUUGGAAGAAGAUAGAGAAGAAUCACAAGAUCCAGAGAUUGAGUUUGCAAUAGCAGGUGCAGUUCGGGAAUAUGGUGGUCUGGAAAUUUUACUUGAUAUGAUCAAGAGUUUACGAGAUGACUUCAAAUCCAACCAAGAAGAGAUGGUUGCAGUUCUUGAUCUCCUAAACCAUUGCUGCAAGAUUAGAGAGAACAGGCGAGCUUUACUCAGGCUGGGAGCUUUAAGCUUACUUCUUGAAACAGCUAGGAGGGCAUUUUCUGUGGAUGCUAUGGAGCCAGCUGAAGGCAUUCUCUUAAUUGUCGAGAGUUUGACGCUUGAAGCAAAUGAAAGUGACAGCAUCAGCGCCGCACAAAGUGCUUUGACUGUCAGUAACGAGGAGACUGGAACUUGGGAACAGGCCAAGAAAAUAGUGCUUAUGUUCUUAGAAAGGCUUAGCCAUCCUUCAGGGCUUAAGAAGUCAAGCAAACAACAAAGGAACACGGAGAUGGUUGCUAGAAUCUUGCCUUACUUGACAUACGGUGAGCCUGCAGCAAUGGAAGCACUCAUAGAGCAUUUUAACCCUUACCUGCAAAACUGGGCUGAAUUUGACCAGCUUCAGCAACGUCAUGAGGAGAACCCCAAGGAUGAGAGCAUUGCUCAGCAAGCUGUGAAGCAGAGGUUUACUGUGGAGAAUUUUGUUAGAGUGUCAGAAUCUCUCAAGACAAGUUCAUGUGGAGAGAGGUUAAAAGAUAUAGUUUUGGAGAAUGGAAUCAUAGCUGUUGCUGUCAAACACAUCAAGGAAAUAUUCGCUGUCACGGGACAGGCUGGGUUCAAAUCUAGCACGGAAUGGCUUUCGGCUCUUAAACUUCCUUCAGUGCCUCUUAUUUUGUCAAUGUUGAGAGGAUUGUCGAUGGGGCAUUUGCCAACCCAAACAUGCAUAGACGAAGGAGGAAUUUUACCCUUACUUCAUGCCUUGGAAGGAGUCCCUGGAGAAAACGAGAUUGGUGCAAGGGCUGAAAAUUUGUUAGACACACUCGCUGAUAAAGAAGGAAAAGGAGAUGGAUUUCUCGGAGAGAAAGUCCGUGCACUACGAGAUGCCACCAAAGAUGAAAUGAGACGCCGUGCACUAAGAAAGAGACAGGAGCUCCUCAAGGGACUUGGAAUGCAUCAAGAGGUAUCUUCUGAUGGUGGUGAAAGGAUUGUGGUUUCUCAACCAAUUCUCGAAGGCUUUGAGGAUGUAGAAGAAGAGGAAGAUGGAUUGGCUUGUAUGGUGUGCAGAGAAGGCUACAAACUCAGACCGACUGAUUUAUUAGGAGCCUACUCUUACAGCAAACGGGUGAAUCUCGGUGUUGGUACUUCCGGAAGCGCACGUGGCGAAUGCGUUUACACUACUGUGAGCUACUUCAACAUCAUUCAUUUCCAAUGUCACCAAGAAGCGAAAAGGGCCGACGCUGCUCUUAAGAACCCGAAGAAAGAAUGGGAAGGAGCUAUGUUACGUAACAAUGAAUCUCUUUGCAACUCUCUCUUCCCUGUCAAAGGUCCCUUGGUUCCUUUAGCUCAGUAUCUUCGUUACAUUGACCAGUACUGGGAUAAUCUCAGUUCUCUUGGUCGUGCUGAUGGAAGCAGACUCCGUCUAUUGACAUAUGACAUAGUCCUGAUGCUGGCUCGGUUUGCAACGGGAGCUUCUUUUAGCGUGGAUUCCCGAGGUGGAGGAAGAGACAGCAAUUCUCGUUUCUUGCCCUUCAUGUUCCAAAUGGCCCGCCAUCUUCUCGACCAAGGAGGCCCCACGCAACGCGCCAACAUGUCUAAAUCUGUUACAUCCUACAUAUCAUCAUCAUCAUCGCCAUCUACAGCAACAGCGCCGUCAUCGGACUCACGACCUUUGACUCCUGGAUCUCAGCUAACAUCAGCUGGAACCGAGGAGACGGUUCAGUUCAUGAUGGUGAACUCGCUUCUAUCGGAAUCAUAUGAAUCAUGGCUCCAGCACCGUCGUGUCUUCCUCCAGCGCGGAAUUUACCAUACUUACAUGCAACACGUUCACGGUCGGGCAGCUUCUCGUGCAGCGGAAUCAACCAGUUCGGGAGGUAAAAGCCAAGACGUAGAAACCUUAACCAGCGAUGAGCUUCUCUCUAUCGUCAGGCCAAUGCUGGUCUACACCGGUAUGAUAGAACAGCUACAACAGUUCUUCAAAGAAAAGAAACCGGGACAUGAUGAAGCGUACAGGAAAGAAGGUACAUCAAGUGGAGUAGAGCUCGAACCGUGGGAGAUUGUGAUGAAAGACAGGUUGCUGAAUGUGAAAGAUAUGGUUGGUUUCUCAAAGGAAUUGAUCUCGUGGCUCGACGACAUCAACUCUGCAACUGAUCUACAAGAAGCUUUUGAUAUUGCCGGCGUUUUAGUUGUUGUUUUUGCCGGUGGGUUUAACCAAUGCGAUGAGUUUGUGAGAUUAUCGAUUAAUCUCGGAAAUGGAAAAGGAUGA
Molecule: messenger RNA, 15213 nt
Organism: Microthlaspi erraticum
Lineage: Eukaryota; Viridiplantae; Streptophyta; Magnoliopsida; Brassicales; Brassicaceae
Source: the annotation of a GenBank genome assembly